Molecule: messenger RNA, 315 nt
Organism: Spodoptera littoralis (African cotton leafworm)
Lineage: Eukaryota; Metazoa; Arthropoda; Insecta; Lepidoptera; Noctuidae
Source: the annotation of a GenBank genome assembly
AUGGCUGCCAUAAAAGAUCACCAAGGUGGCACUUUAGUCGGAAGCAACCCAAACAUGCGUCGCGCUAUACGAUCGCAAGCGCACGCCGGCACCGCGGUGGAAGACGACGCCUACCGACGCACGCGCGAGAAGAACAACGCGGCGGCGAAGAAGAGCCGCGCCGCUCCAGUCUGUGCUAAUGACGGACACAGACUUAAACGAUUUCUUUUUGACAGCAUGACUCUCGUUACAAUCGUGGAGACCACGCAAAAACCGGGGACAGCAAACAAUGGGCAAGAGUUGGCAACCAGCUUCACGUUCUGGGAAACGCUGUAA